This is a messenger RNA of Dreissena polymorpha, 702 nucleotides long. RefSeq lists its product as uncharacterized. Bases 34 to 423 code for a protein of 129 amino acids. The record is from RefSeq and is a predicted model, not a curated record. NCBI's taxonomy places the organism in Eukaryota, Metazoa, Mollusca, Bivalvia, Myida, Dreissenidae. The transcript has 3 exons.
ACCAAGAUCUCGAACAAAUCAGCACACCUAUGCAUGACGCCUUCGCGAACCAACAAACGCAAACUGACACCGUUGAAAUCUCCUAUUAAGACUCCUUUCAAAUCUCCCAUUUACAAAGCAAGAGCAAUCGACCAUUUAUAUACCGUACGGGACGAUCGCAUAAAUAUCAUCUGCUGGAGAAGUCUAAGGAUUUAUCAUCAGAGUGUGACCAGAACUGUGCGGCAUGCGUCUCUAGAUUCAGAGCAGUCGUUACUGAUAUUACGAUCAAAGACCAUUUCUUUGAUCAUCGAAAAGGGAGUAAGAAGAAAGGCGGGACCGUUGAUAUGGACAGAAACUCUAUACAAAAAGGCGCCCUUGGUGUUAGGUGGGAAAAAGCUAGAAGAAAUGAUUCCAAAAUGCUGGUUACUUCUAAAAUGGGCUUAACAGACGUCAUCUAACUUUCAUUGUGUUUUGUGUACUAUAUUAAAACAGCAAAACGAUGAAUUCGAAUGUAAAUAAUAUAGAUUAUAUACCAGCAACAUGUAAUGACAUAUUCAUUUAAAGGUAAAUAUAUGUACUUAUGCGAACAUUUACCAACUGAAUGUGCAUGUGUUUCUCCAUAUUGUAUACGUAUCCCAUGCGUAAGUGGCGUAUGUGGAUACGCAACUUAUUGUUUAACUUGUUAUACGUGUUAAUAUAUGCAUAUUAAAUUUCAUAAAUGAG